Didymosphaeria variabile is the source of this 1239-nucleotide messenger RNA. RefSeq lists its product as uncharacterized. Bases 1 to 1239 code for a protein of 412 amino acids. The record is from RefSeq and is a predicted model, not a curated record. Gene Ontology annotation, cellular component: extracellular region. Gene Ontology annotation, biological process: carbohydrate metabolic process. Lineage: Eukaryota; Fungi; Ascomycota; Dothideomycetes; Pleosporales; Didymosphaeriaceae. The transcript has 2 exons. Gene Ontology annotation, molecular function: chitinase activity; protein binding.
AUGCCGCCCGCUCCUCCAAAGCUUCUACCCACAUCCGAAGGCCCGCGCCUGAUUGUGUAUCACCAGACCUUCCACGAUUCAGCCGGCAACUACCACUCGCUUCUACCCCUCCUCACGAACCACACUGGCAUUACCCACAUCAUAGUCGCAGCUAUACACUUGAACGGAGGCCCGGGGAACAUCACCCUGAAUGACCACAAGCCGGACGACAAGCGCUACGACCAGCUUUGGGGGGAGGUGAAAUGGCUUCAGGGAAGCGGAGUGAAGGUGUUGGGCAUGCUGGGGGGUGCGGCGCAAGGAAGCUAUGAGCGCCUCGGAGGCAGCGAAGACAAUUUCGAGGCCUACUACACGCCCCUCCAAGCCCUCAUAUCCUCCCACAGCCUCGACGGCAUAGACCUCGACGUCGAAGAAAAAGUCGACAUCCAAUCCAUAACCCGCCUCAUCGCCCGUCUCCGCGCAGACUUUGGCCCCGCCUUCCUCAUCACAAUGGCUCCCGUAGCCACAGCCCUCAUCCCCGAUCCAAACAUCCCGCCACACCUCCGUCCACCGCGUCCCCUCCUCGCCAGCGGCCCGUCCCCGAACCCACUCCACCCUACAUUGCCGCAUCUGAGCGGCUUCAGCUACCCCGAGCUCGAAUGCAGUGUCUACGGAAGGGAAAUAGCAUGGUACAACACGCAGUUCUACUGCGGAUGGGGCUCCGCAGCGUCAACGCAGUGGUACGACGCCAUCAUCGCAGCAGGGUGGACGCCCUCCAGGAUCGUCCUCGGGGUAGUCACCAACCCGGGAAACGGCGCUGGACACGUUCCCGUCGCCAAACUGCGCGACGUGUGCGCCCGUCUGCGCGAGAAGUACAAGAGUGGUGGAGGGGGCUUCGGCGGGGUAAUGGGCUGGGAGUUCUUCAACAGCGGAGACUGCGAGGAGGAUAUGGUGCACGUUACUUCUCUCGACCUGAAUAAUGAGACUGUGCAGGCGGGGUGGGUUGCUGCGCUGGGGCGUGUGCUCAGGGUGGAAGACGCGCCUAGGGUACGGACGCAGAAUCCGCUGCUGGGCGUCACGCCCGAGCAGAUCCGGCAGAUGGUGACGACGCUGCCCUCGGCGCGCGCUGCGUGGCCCGCAGAGACGAUUUCGCAGCUUGUGGUGCUGGGCUUUUCGCACCAGGAGGCUGUCGCUGCGCUGAAUGCUACAGAGGGGAACGUCGAGCUUGCGGCGGGGUUUCUGUUCGAGCAGUAUCCGCAGUAG